AUGUCUAAGAUAAGGCAAGUCGACAACAUGUGACGUACAUGAAAUACGAGAAUCGAACAAAACCUUCAUCUACCCCUGAAAUCUUACCCUCCCUGGUCCCUUGUAUAAUCAACCAUCUCACGAAAUGAAAUACGAGAGCAAGCUAAUUAUAUUUUAUAUUCCCUUAGUAGUAAAAGACUUUAAGGAGAAGUACGACCUAGAAGAAGUUUGCUUAAAUCAAAAGGUCCUGACUUGUUUUGUCAUAAUUGGCUAUUCAUUUAAGCUGAAAGUGUUUUUGUUGCCAGAAAUCACGUUUUAAAAAUUGACAUUUUGAAAUUGAAAACAGAGAAAACAGCGGCAAGGAGAGCGAUAAUUCAAUUCUCGACUUGGAUCUUAAUUCAGACGGUGUAAUUCGUCCAUUCAUGUUUGAGCCGCAACAUAGCUCGUCUUCAGGAGAAGGAGAAAUUUUUGUUGACGAAGAAACUCAGAGAUAUACAAGGAGAAACAUCUACGCACUCACGUCUUGGAAAUCGUGAGUGGUGCUCUUAGCUCGCGGCAACUGUCAAGAGAUGCCAACAGAAAACUAAAUUGCAGUCAAGAAAUUAAUGUACUAGGUGAUUGACUAGCUCUGGAAGGUAGUUAAUUCCUUUCAAAUAACAUCUUUGUUUCUAAAGUGAUAGUUUUUUUAAUUUUUUACAAAAGAACAGCGCAGUGCUCGCGACGGAUUUAUUUCACACUGCUAAGCACGGAUCAUUUAGACCCGUGUGUUUACUGGCCGACGUCUUAAGAACAGCCCUUAUUAGCAUUCACCAAGUGAGAAAUGAUUGACUUGAAGAUUAUCCGUUAAAUGAGUAAGCAUUGACAGAAUCUAAACAUUUUCACAAAAUUCAUGCAAACAAAACGCUUAAGUUGUCUGCAAGUUAGUCUGAUGCGAACCGUAAGAAACAAAUGCAGUUUGUUGUCAGCCCUUUUAUCCCAAGCGAUGUUGUAAUCUUUUGUCGUAGGGGUGAACUUCACCGCAAUAUCAAUUGUAUAUAGAUUUCUUUAGUUUGUAUGCUUUGUUUUCCUAAUGGAGGUAAAUCAUGAGUAAGUAUGAACGUGAACGAGACAAAAUUGAAUGAAAGAGUACUAAAGAGAAUUAUUACAUUCCCUACUCUGGGAAAAUUAAAAAAAGGAGGUCUACUGUUCCAAAUUUGUUACGUGUACACAGAACCUCACGUUAUACGACGCGCGUCAGGAAGUCUCCCGUUGUCGAAGUGUUAGCUUAGGAUAUCGAUCUCAUUACAAAUAGGCGCCUGCUUGACGAAGUAGAAUUUGUUUAUUUCAAAUGCAUUUGUCUAGGUUCCGUUCUGACCAUGUAUAGGAGUAUUUUGUUUUUUUCAUAUGAGUAUGCGAUUGGCGGGUUAUAGACAGUCCACUUGGUGGACUUAUAACAAUCUUGGUAACGGGAACAAACGCGUGUUGGGGCAUCAAUGAGAAGUAA
Molecule: messenger RNA, 1462 nt
Organism: Pocillopora meandrina
Lineage: Eukaryota; Metazoa; Cnidaria; Anthozoa; Scleractinia; Pocilloporidae
Source: the annotation of a GenBank genome assembly